Messenger RNA from Pseudogymnoascus destructans, 741 nucleotides. RefSeq lists its product as uncharacterized. The record is from RefSeq and is a predicted model, not a curated record. The transcript has a single exon. NCBI's taxonomy places the organism in Eukaryota, Fungi, Ascomycota, Leotiomycetes, Thelebolales, Thelebolaceae. The coding region runs from base 1 to 741 and encodes 246 amino acids.
AUGCACAAGCUCAAACCAGCCACGAAUGACUUCUGGAUCUUCGCACUUAGCCCUCUGGUAGUCGUAUUUUCACUGGAAGCACUGAUGAGCGGAUCGAUGCAAGAUACGGGUGCAACUAUACAAAAGAAAAAGAGAGGACACAUCUCGGAUCUCGAAGAAGUGUCCCGCAGUAUACGAGAAGCUACAGUGGGAGCUAUUAGUGAAUCGUUUGAGCAAAACUACAGACACAAAAGGCAAAGAGUCAAGAAGCCGGUGGUGGUAUCAUCAGAAUCUUCAUUCUCAUCCUCAGAGGAAGAAAGUGAGAACCGCCUAUUACCAGCCGGAGCCAACACAAGAAGCCAGACGUCAAGGAAGCUGAACGCAAUUAUCACUUCUGGGUUAAUCGGUGCAAGAGACAACACACAGAAAACUGACGCAAAAUCCCAAGAAUUAGACCAUACUAUCAGUCUAGAACUUGAACCAAUUGCAACACCACCGACAUCGACAUCGACGAUGUCAAACUAUUACACACCCCCUGCUACGGGGAAUGGCACCAGCUUUGUGCCUAUCCAAAAGGACUGCAUGCUGAAUGGUGACGACAACUACAAGGACUGGUCGAAGAGAAUGAUCAAUGCCCUCCAAAUCGAAAGACUCUGGGACCUCGUUGACGGAUAUGAGACUGAGCCAGAGAAGCCGGAUCCAAAUCAAUCUGGUAGGGACUUAGUCGUGUAUUUACAUCCAGCAAGCUUGCGCUUUAGAUGA